AUGCCAUACAAGCAUCUGCCAGAGUGCAUCCAGGAAGUGAUGCGCGAAUGGGAUGCUGAUGGCAGCGGUAUGGUGGGUGUUUCCGAGCUGUCUGCUGCAGCUACCGCAUACAAGAAGGUUCAGCAGGAGGGUCGCAUGAUGAGAAAGAUCAUUCUGGGAUUGAGCAUGGUUAUCCUCCUGUUGAUGAUCGGCAUGUUCAUUCUGUCCUGGGCAGCUGCUGAAAUGGCAAAGGAGAUGCGAGGUGAUGGCGAUGCUAUCAUGGCGAACUCCCAGGGCAUGGUUGUGAAGGUGGCAAGUUCAGACUUCGAGAUGUCUCCUGAUGGAACGCUAAUCAUUCGAGGAGCAGGGUCAGUCAAUGCGACCUGUCCGGAAAAUCAGACUUGCCGACGACUGGAGAGCUCUGCGAGCAAGCUCCAAGUUGCAAACUCAGAGACGCCUCGCCGCUUGUCCUCUACACUUCCAGACGCUUCCUUCAAAGAGCUGAAAUCUUUGACUCUCAAGGACAACUUGGGCCACGCCCUGAAGGUCUCCAUUACCAGCUGGCAGCGUCUCUCGCUGCGUUCUUCCAAGUGUGGUUCGGUGAUUCAUCUGAAUGGCGACCAUGGCACCUUGACCUUGGAUGACUAUGACAUGACUGCCGAUACCCGGAUGGAGGGCUACGUCAAGGAUGCAGGCAUGGAGGGCCUCUUCGAGGAUGGACCCAUCUCUGGGUUUGGGCGUCGGCUCAGCUCCACCGACGGCCUUCUUGAGGGCUUCUUCAACAUGCUUGAAGACAUCGAGUGGGCAUGCGAGUCCGUUGAGUUGCCGAAUCCCAACGACAUGCCUCAGUUCUACUAUGCAAAGAUGCACGUAAAGCAUCUGCAUGGGCAGCCUGAGCGCGGAUACUCGCAGUUCUUUACUGACGCCGAGGGAAACUUUUUGACUGUCCCGGGGGUGAUCGUGGAAGAUGGCAAGGUCUACAAGACCUGGACGGAGGAGCUGGUGAAGUCUGCAUCCCUCACUGCUUACAUGAGCCACUAUGCCAUGCAUCCUUUCCAGCGCGAGCUGCGGCUGAAGAGGUCUGGAGAGCAGGUGAUCCAGGCCAAGAUCGAGGCCAAGGGCAAGGUGGGAUAUCGCUGCCUGGUGGAAACUCCACAAAAAGCCACGAUUGCUGCAGCGGCCGAGAAUGCCAUGCCGAGUUUGGAAUUCCGUGGUGUGGUCGUCGAGAAUGGCACCGUCUUGCGCCACUGGAGGAUGGAUCCCUUGGGAGAUCUGGAGCGCGGCGGAAAUCUGGACGCACAUGAGAUGCAAAUUGCCAUGAUGGAAGCCGGAUUGAUCCCGAAUGUGGUGGACUACUUUGAUGUGGACACAGAUCCCAAAGGAAAGUUCGAGCCUGGCCAACCCUAUCGUGUCCGGAUGUACUCAACUGUUUCCGGUUCCAAGGUUGACACGACGAAGCAGUACGUUGAGAUCGUUUCCUUGCCUUCUGCUUUCGAGAUUCCGGGAAUGUUCGACUAUUUCAACGUCACAAUGCUCGACGAGGGAUGCAGAUUCUCCAGAGAGCUUCAGCAGCAGUUCAAUGAAUCCAGCUCCAGCAAUCUGAGCAUGGCAGCCAGAAUGCUCGUCGACGAGGUCGAGAUGUUGGAGCGAACCAAUCGGUCUUCCACAAGCGCCGAUUUCAAGAUGCCGCCGGAGAUCUAUCCCUGGUCGGAGUUUCCAAACAGUGUUGCCUGGACGUUCGACGAGCUCAAAAAGCGAGCUUCUGCUGGCCAGCUGCACGAUGAUUCCCUGACAUUCGCAAGGACUAGCAAGUACUGGGAUGCCAUCUUCACACUGCGGGAGAACCAGGUGGAGCUCGACAGUCACCGAUUCUACGAUCAGCUGGCUGAUACAUACAACAUGUCCGUGAACGACACCAACUUUUCAAACUACUCGAGCGCGGGCCGACGACUCUCCUCGGACGGGCGCCGCUUGUUGGCUCGUCGCUUGGGACGUCGCACGCCGACAGCAGAUGACGGCAGCUACUUUGUCGAGAUUGAUGAAGAUGAUCUGAAGCCUCAGCAUCCUGACCACCCAAUGCGCCGCCUUUCUGCACGCCGCCUGGACGAUGACGACAAUCCUUUCUGGAAGUACAAGGCAUGGGUCACUCCGGAAAAGAUUGACAUUGAGGUUGAAGCAGGCAAAGCGAAGCUGCAAUUCUUGGUGCAGUACUGCAACCUCUGGAAUCCAACUGCGACGAACUGGGGUGCUUGCAUGACCGGACGAGCUGGAGGCGGCGACAUCGUGAAGCUGGAAGCCUACUGCAGCGGCCGGCAGAUCAUGUUCCCCUUCCCCAAGGUCCAGAUGGAGCUCGGCGGCCUACUGGUCUACGAUGACACGAGCGCAAUGGGCAUCGCCACGGGCGAAAGAAUGCACAUGAGCCCGGUCGCCGCGAGGGGUAAAGCUCUCCGGAUGAACGGCUGGAGUUACACAUUCGCUAAUCCUGGCGAUACUGGAACAACGUUCGUGCUUGAGUCUGCGGACGGUGGAAUUGGCGUACUUGGCAGCGAUGCACGGGUCUGGAUCAAAAACACGGGCGGACGUUGGAUGCAAGACAACAGAGGGAACGCACGAGUAACAAACGGCCCUCCCCGCGGUUGGGAAAAGUUCAAUGUGCUGGAUGCUGGCGGUGGCAGGGUCUGGUUGAGGAGCCACCGCGGCGAAUAUUUAGGCGUCCAGGAGACCAGUCCAACACCGAGUCCGUUGGAGUGCACCGUCACUCUCUUUCGCAGCCGUGAUUGCCGGGGAGGCAGCAGGACGUACAGAUCGACAAACUCCGCCGAAGGCCAAGAGUGGCGAAGGUUCGGUCGGAGGCGCUGGGGCACAUCAGACGAUGAAUGGGAAUCAGCACGUGCAACUGGCCACUGCCAACUCGUCGAGUUUUACGAUGAGGAUGAGGAUGUGAGUGGCUACGAGGACAACCAGUAUGAGUUUGGCAACUUCGAGUGCGAAAACUUCAAGUCCGAUCUCGACGACGAUCUGGGUGGCCUCAGAAUCACUGCCGUAGGGCCCGAUCCUCCAGAAUUCGAGGGCAACCUGGUGCUGUAUGACUACAAGGACCACCGCGCACAAUGGACCUUGACCAAGGAGGAAGACGGCAGCUCCAUCGUCUCCUUCGGGGAUGCGCUUCUUUAUGGUGGUCUGACCUUCUCCAAGGAAGUUGAGAUCAUCUGGGACAUCGGCGCUUCCUGGACCACUGAGAUCGGAGCAGCGGGUGCAUAUCACCGAACUCACGGUGUUUACCUGGCCGAGGUUUACGGGAAGACCAUCUUUGAGAUAACACCCGCCCAGAUCUACCUGCUCCUCAAGUUCAAUCCAGAAGACCCGUGGGACACGAAGUACAAGAAGUGGAAGAUGUAUGUUGGCGUUGGGUACGAGCUUGAUGCCUUUGUGUAUACGUUCAGAGAUGAGUAUGAGAUCGCCACCAGCGAUCUCAAUUUUUGA
This is a messenger RNA of Symbiodinium sp. CCMP2456, 3462 nucleotides long. The record is from the annotation of a GenBank genome assembly. NCBI's taxonomy places the organism in Eukaryota, Dinophyceae, Suessiales, Symbiodiniaceae.